CGUUCCUCGUUUGGUCCUCUAUAAUUAUUAAGAAUUCUGCGAUCUUGAGAGAAACCUUAAACGGAGUGUUUCUAUAGAAAAGGUCUAAAAAUUUGAAUAAAAUUUCUGGUGUCUUUCUUUCCUAAUUAGAGCAAACAUAAUAAUAAUUAACGUUAAAAUGGUUGAUGGUCUGGAGCAAUCGAUGAAUGUAAAACACCGUGUUAUUGUUCAACUUAGUAAGACAACGCCUGAGGAUAGUGGACGUUAUGCGCCAAUUACUUCCAUAUUUCAGGCGCCGUUGCGUCCCGAAAAGAAUGACCCAUACAUAGCUGUCGACUAUAAUAUGUUGCUUAUAAAUAAAAAUCAAUCCAGUUAUUUUUCCGGUCUUAAUAAGCAGCAAUUGCAAUUUGAUUGUGUGUGCAAUGGUUUUGAGGCGAGGGCACGUCAAGAAUUAACUAACAUGAUGGAUCAGGUAUUCCUGCAGCAUCAAAAUUGUUGCAUGAUACGAUGUACAGCAUUUCGUGAUAAUUCAGUCGCUGUGCUAAAUCAUUUAUUAGUGGUCGAAGUUAAUAAGCGUUUGCAAGCGAAUCAUAUGACCUUACAUAAUAUUAAAUGUGAAUUAUACGAAUUGCGUAAGUUUGACGUAGUGAAUCUUUUGGGUAAUAACGUAAAAGAGAAGCGAUUUCAGGGUACGAUGGACUUGCAGAGAUGGUUAAAUAAUGAUUAUGUACAUUUAGUGUCCGGUGUUCAGGGGCACGCUUGCAUCGAUAUUGUAUUCUCUUAUGCUGAUCGGCGUCACCGUGCCUUCAGUGUAAAGUUUGCAUAUAUGCAAUUCGUGGCGAGUAAACUUGAUACGGAAGCAAGAGCUGUUUUACGUAAUCGUCUUGAAAAUAUACAUAAGAAGCCGCGCGGCAAUAAUUCUGUGCUAAUGGACACAAUACGCGACUAUUUGAGUUCGCGGAACAAUAUGAAAUUGUGGAUGUUCUUUGACAUACCAGUGUACAAGAAUUCGAUUAGUCUUUCAGAUGAAAUGGUGAAAAUCGCAAGUGCUGCUUAUACUGGCUUCGAGAAUAUGCUGAGCGGUAGUAAGAGUCAAGAUUCAACAGGUGAUUUGGAAAUCGUCUUACCUUACGAUGACCUCGUCGCCGAAGAUCCCGCCUAUCUUAAAAGUUUACAAACUAAAAAAUUUACGACUGCUAUCGCUAGCAGCAUGACCGAAUAUAAUAACUUAAGUACUUGGUAUACAAAAAUUGAUGAAAGCUUUCAACAUGUCGUCACAACCAUGCAAGCUUACUAUGAUUGCAAAUACAAUAUUCGAAUUAAGAGACUUUGCUCCGACCUGCAUCGUAUGAUGGCUUAUAAUGAGUUCGAAACUGUGGCUGAUGAUAAGGAUUUGUCUUCGUUAUAUUCGGAAGAAGACCAAAGUGACGAAUCGAUUCAUCUAUUAAAGAAUUGUCUUCUUGAAUAUCGUAACGCAGUCGCGAUCUUUCGUUCACUAAUCGACGAGAUAUCACAAUCGAAACGCUACGAAUCAUUGAAGGUAUAUUUACGCACCAAAAAUUUUGAUCUAUUGCGAAAUUCAAUGGACUUUAAAAUGAAAAAAUUGCUGGAAUGUCAAAAGGGCUUAGCACGUACUAUCAACGAAGAAAUGGACCUUAUCAAGUCAUUGAAGAAUCCAAAUGCCGUCGAUAAAAAUUAAUUGGUAUUCUCUGCAUAAGUGAAAGCGGGAAAUUUUUUUGCAAAAAAAUACAUUAA
Messenger RNA from Glossina fuscipes, 1734 nucleotides. RefSeq lists its product as uncharacterized. Bases 158 to 1678 code for a protein of 506 amino acids. Lineage: Eukaryota; Metazoa; Arthropoda; Insecta; Diptera; Glossinidae. The record is from RefSeq and is a predicted model, not a curated record. The transcript has a single exon.